CUUCCUCAUCACUUCAAACAUGAAUUCAUUUCCUUCUUCCCAAGAUAAGUAUUAUACAUUAUUCAUCAAAAGAAGUUAAAAUAAAGAACAAAAACCCCUCCAAAUAGAAAUCCCAAUAUAUUGUUAUGUAUCAUAUUUCAAUUGAUCAUCUCAUGUAGAAUAAUUCUACUAGAAAUAUAAGAAAUCUAUAUAUCCAUGAAUUAUUCCAUCUCAAGUACUUCAAGUACAAAAAAUAAUCUUUUCGUCUAUAAAUCACGAUACGGUGUAUUAGCAGUGGCAACAGCGGUGCCCUUGGCUAUACUUGGGGGUGGCGCGUAUUUAGCAUUUACUUACUUCAACAGUGGUGAUUGGUUGUGGCGAAGGAAAAAAGCUAGAAUACGAGAAAGGUCAGUUGCCCUAGCAAUCUUGCAAGGCGGAGAAUUCGCCUUGCAGAGAUUAGUUGACUUUGAACAAGCUCGAUCCAACACCACUCGCACAUUUGCAGCGAUUGAGUGCUUGUUGGAUGUGUUGCUUGAAAGAGAGUAUGUUGAUCUUCCAAUGAUCAAGAGAGUAAUUGCAAAGUUUGAAAUGAGUGGAAAUGAAGCUAAAGCAGUGCAAAUACUUCAUAAACAUAGAUUAAAGGCUCGUCAUACCAAAAAUUUCUAUAAAGCUUAUGAGAUCGAGAUGUUAAUCGUCGAAAUGUACAUUUAUAAGGGUGACUUUGAGAAAGCUUAUUUCCAGCUUGAAUGCUUCACAGAAAAACAUUCAUUGGACUCACGUCGACCCUUCUUUAAGGCUUUAAUCUUAGUUGCCUUAGGGCGAGGUCGAUAUAAAGAAUUAGCAAAGCAAUGUUGGGAAAACUUCAACGAAUUAAGAAAACAACCCAUUGAUCAUGAUGAAGGAAACAAACUUGCUAUAGUUAGUUUCAAUGAGUUUGAGAAGAUUGUCAAGAGGCUCAAGAAUGAUAUUUAUAAGUCAAAUGAAAUGAAGAAGAUACCAAUUGAUUAAACUUUAAAUAUGUUUGGAAACAUGAAUCAUUUGUUGUGUACAAAUUAUUUUAAAAUCAAAUCUAAAUUUGCCAUGAAUGAAUGUAUAUACUACCUUUUUAUUAUCCCCUUAUUUUAGCUUUUUUAUUUUUUUUUAUUCUUCAUUUAUCAAUGUUUUACAAACGCAUUUGAUAUUUAUUAUUAGAUUCGCGAUGUGCUUGAGAUAAAA
Cannabis sativa is the source of this 1194-nucleotide messenger RNA. RefSeq lists its product as uncharacterized. Lineage: Eukaryota; Viridiplantae; Streptophyta; Magnoliopsida; Rosales; Cannabaceae. The record is from RefSeq and is a predicted model, not a curated record. The transcript is spliced from 4 exons. Bases 196 to 987 code for a protein of 263 amino acids.